CACAUGAGAAUCCACACAGGAGAGAAACCAUACGGAUGCUCAGUCUGUAAGAAAUAUUUUUCACGGAGUGGAAAUUUAAAGGCACACAUGAGAGUCCACACAGGAGAUAAACCAUUCAGCUGCUCAGUCUGUAAGAAAACGUUUUCACUGAAUAUGAAUGUAAAGUCACACAUGAGAAUCCACACAGGAGAGAAACCAUACAGAUGCUCAGUCUGUAAGAAAGAUUUUUCACAGAGUGGAAGUUUAAAAAAACACAUGAGAAUCCACACAGGAGAGAAACCCUUUAGAUGCUCAGUUUGUACCAAAUCUUUUGCAUUGAGUCAAAGUUUAAAAAAACACACGAGAAUCCACACAGGAGAGAAACCAUACGGAUGCGCAGUCUGUAACAAAUAUUUUUCACAGAUUGGAGGUUUAAAGGAACACACGAAAAUCCACACAGGAGAGAAACCCUUUAGCUGCUCAUUUUGUACCAAAUCUUUUGCAUUUAGUGCCAGUUUUAAAAAACACAUGAAAAUCCACACAAGAGAGAAACCAUACAGAUGCUCAGUCUGUAAGAAACCUUUUUCACAGAGUGGAGGUUUAAAGGAACACAUGAGAAUCCACACAGUAGAGAAACCAUACAGCUGCUCAGUCUGCAAGAAAGCUUUUUCACAGAGUAGAGGUUUAAAGACACACAUGAGAGUCCACACUGGAGAGGAAAUAUACAGCUGCAAUGUUUGUGACAAAAGAUUUCAAUGGCAUGGUUAUUUGAAAAGACACAAGUGUGUUGGUCGUCAGUUCUCACAGCUUAAUGAAAUUCAAACUAAGGAUAACAGAGAGGCAGAGCCUGCAAUCAGCAGCUCAGUUGAACACAUGGAAAAAGAAGCUGAUGGAGAGGACAAUGAAUAAGUCUUAUGACAGCUCACACAUGAGAAAAAUCUGUCUGACUGAAUUAACAUUGUCGCACAACAUUCAUAUAAGACUUAAGUGAACUCUUAAUCAACAUAAGUGGACAAUAUGUUUAAUGUUUUUGUCAUACUGAUUUUCUGAGUUAUACGUUCACCACUGACUGUUGAUGAACCAUUUUAUUUUGGAUUGAGGGCUCCAAGUUUCCAUAUAGAGAUAUACGAUGAUUUGAUGUAUUGUUCUUUAUUUCUAAAUGUUUUGUAUCAUUGCUAUCCUGUUAAUGAGCCCUGUUUUACAUAAAUGUACCUGUUAUCUGAUUGUUUAUUGUUUUUGCUUCUGUGACUGUAAGGGAAGUAGGGCUGCACGAUAUAUCAUGUCGUGACGAUAAUCGCGUUAUGCGCAUGCGCGAUAUUCAAAUCGCAGGAUGAUUUUUUUUUAGGAUGUGCGAUAAUAAGUAGGCAAAUGAACUCAAACACGUCAUGUUACAAUUAUUUUGCUGCUUGCUACAAAAGGAAAACUCACGCGGCUCUCA
Messenger RNA from Trematomus bernacchii (emerald rockcod), 1417 nucleotides. Its product is annotated as zinc finger protein 271-like. The transcript is spliced from 2 exons. Gene Ontology annotation, biological process: regulation of DNA-templated transcription. The annotation marks the transcript as partial. Gene Ontology annotation, molecular function: RNA polymerase II cis-regulatory region sequence-specific DNA binding; DNA-binding transcription factor activity, RNA polymerase II-specific. NCBI's taxonomy places the organism in Eukaryota, Metazoa, Chordata, Actinopteri, Perciformes, Nototheniidae. The record is from RefSeq and is a predicted model, not a curated record.